This is a messenger RNA of Nicotiana attenuata, 495 nucleotides long. RefSeq lists its product as uncharacterized. The record is from RefSeq and is a predicted model, not a curated record. Lineage: Eukaryota; Viridiplantae; Streptophyta; Magnoliopsida; Solanales; Solanaceae. Gene Ontology annotation, molecular function: nucleic acid binding; zinc ion binding. The transcript has 3 exons. The coding region runs from base 1 to 495 and encodes 164 amino acids.
AUGGAGGUGUGCCCAGAAAAACCUGAUAAAGAUGCUAUAGAUGAUCAGGUUAAGGCCUAUGAUAAAUACGUUAAGGCUGAUGAGAUGACAGAUGAACUUAGAGAGCAAAAUCGUGCGGCUAAGCAGACAUCUAUCAAAGCCCAUUUGAAUACCAAGAUGGCUGACGGAUCAUCAAUUAGGGAUCAUGUUCUGAAAAUGAUCCCUCUUCUGAAUGAACUGGAGGUCCUUGGAGCUGUGAUUGAUAAGGAAUCUCAAGUUUACUACAAACUCUGCCUGCUGCAAGCGGCAAGCAAUCUUGUGACACUGAAAUUUGAGAAAGCUUCAAUUUCUAAGCCGAAAGGAGAUAAGAAAAAAAAAAAGAAGGCUCAUAAGGUUUUGGCACCUGGAGGUGCGACUGCUAGUAUGAAAAAGCCUAAAGGAAAGUGUUAUCACUGCAACCAACCUGGGCAUCACAAAAAGCAAUGCCCUGCUAAUUUGGCAAAGUUGAAUAAGUAA